AUGGAUAUCAGAGAAAUUCAACGAGCCUCAGGAAUUGAGGUUCCUCCCUCCAUGCACUCCACGUCGCAGAGCGCGAAGCGAGGACGAGUCGAUGAUGAUGAGUCCCAAGCCAAAAAGUCAAGAGACGACCCUCACAACCAAUCACCACCUGCUAGAGGCUACACUCCGAGUUUCCGCGGUAAGAACAAAAGAGGCCGUGGACGUGGUAGAGGACGUGGCGCUGGCAGAGGCUCGGCCUUCCGGGCAAACAGAGGCACGCAACGGGAACAUGGCCAAGACAACAUCAAUCGGCCCAACCAACCGCGUCGGCUCUUUGCUGGAAUAGGAAUCGAUGAUGGACGGGCGUCAUCCUCGACCAAUGACGCCGAAAGGAACACCAAAAUUGUGAGGAUCGAAGACAUUAGGCACUAUCCAGAGAAUAUCCCCAUGGUAGAAGAACUUUUCGACGAGCGGGGAAAAUUCCUCAGAAAGGAAAACGGGCACAAUUACAUCGCCAGCUCGGCUAAGGAACUUCUCACAUACGAAUACACCAUGGACAAGAUGAUCAUAUUCAAAAAGGUCAAGUUUCACGAAGAGCGCUUUUACGAGGACAUCAUCGCGAAUGGAAGAUUCCCACGAACUGGAAUCAUGCUCGACAUGGACUGGAUCCCCCCAAGCUGGAAGAAUAUGGAGUAUGACCUUCAUAUAAUCACAUCGGUCACAGUAUUCGUGAUGCAAGACACACUCGACAAAUUGUGCAUCCCAAUGAAAGAUAUCAAAUCCAUGAUAGUCAUCAAAGAGGACGGUUCACUAGUACCCCUCAACUCAGGGGCGCUAACAGAAAACAAGAAGGCAACUGUAAGGGGCAUACAGUUCUACUCUACAGUCUCCGCGCUGAAGAUGAUAACGCUGGCCAACGAGUGCCUGUCGCCGGUAGACCCCUUCUACGGCUGCAAUAAGAUACCUAGAAUGGCGAUGUUCUGGUGCUCCACAGAGCGCAAAGACAGAUUGGGGCACUCGGCAAUGGUUGCCACUCCCAAUUGUGGAAAGACGAUCAUCGAAGUUCUAUGCGCCGUCCUGAAACGCUACAUGUACUACAUUCGGAAAUGCGGAGAAUUCUACACCUUUCACAGCAAGAGCAACGUCAUCAACGUUCUCCCGCUACGAACUAUCUUCGACCUGUCACUCAAGGAAAUGGAGGAUGAGAAAUUCUCUCCCUCGUAUGACAGGUUCAAGGAUUGGAUGAACCUCUACAAACCCUACGUGUUCGACAGAAGAUGCGCGGCCAUGUCAGUGUCCAUUGAGAGAUUCCAUCAUCAAAUGACCAAAACGGUACUCGCAAUGCAAGAAUACCAUCUGGGCCGUGGCAACUCGCACUGGUUUACUAUGUCCACCGACGACGCGUUCAAGAUGAAGGUGAAGGAUCAACAAGAGAUCGCCAACGUCACGGAGGGAAAGAUUACGAUCGCCGAUGUUGGUGCCAACCCUGACAUUGGCAUGUUUCGACCUGAGAUCGCCAAAAGAAAAGGGGUAUUUAUGAACGAUCUUGACAGGGUACGAGACGAACCAAGAGCGUGUGACAGCAUCAAGCACAUGGCCGGCGGCUCAGUUCAGGAGGUAUCCGACGAACUCAAAAGAGUGGUCGAACAAACAAAGGACCAAGAGGAGGCUAUCUCCAACGUCAUGCUUUUCAGUCACUCCAACAACCGACAAGCCCUGAACUUUAUGAUCGAGAUGCAAGCUAUUAACACCAAACACGCAACUACGGUAGAGGAGAAGAGUGAAAAGCAAAAUCUACUCGCCAAAAUGCAAAUCUAUCGAAAAGAGCACAAGCUCCUAUUCGACACCGACCCAACGUUGCUGGGAACUGUUAAAAGAAGUGUCGGGGAGCAGAUAGAAUGGGGCGUAAAUACGAGGAACGCGAACGGCGAUAAAUACCGGGUGCCAAUUGCUGAAUACCUCAAGGAUGGACAAGGCGAUCAAACGACGAAAAUCGCGACUAUCAAGACGAAGGACCCGGAGUAUAAAUUCAACAUUGCUGAAUUCUACAUGCAAGCCGGAAGUGAAGUCGCCCAGAAGUACAUCCCUCCUGUCAAGGAAGAUGCGAGGGUUCAACCGAUGGAUGAUGAUGAAGCACCAUCCUCCGUCCAAAACAUUAGCCAUCCCUUAGAUAAAUGUCAGAAUGAUGGUACAUCGUCUAUGGGCAGGGAGAGCAAAGGAGAGGACACAGAUCUGGAAUCGCUCCUAGAUGAAGAUGAAAAGAAGAAAUCUCUGGAAGCAGCGAAGCUCACCGAGCCCAAACAAUACCUGAUUAAACAAAUGAUGAAAGCAGCGAAUGUGAGGAUGUCAGCCUUCACGGACGAUGAUGCCUCUGAGGUAUCGGUCUUCUGCAGCGCAGUCAGCCCGCCGGAUGUGGCCAACGUAGCUGAAGUGGUGACUCCGAACCUAGUACAAAUUUCAAAGAUAGACAAAGGAAAGCCAGUGGACAAGGAAGUCAUCGAAAACACCGGGUCUAUCGUAAGCAAUGCUAAGGCAAAAUGGAACGCCAUCUCACCCGCCGAGGAAGAAUCGUCAUGGAGGAACACGGUCGCUGUCUAUAGAUCCGCGGAUGAAUUCCUGGAGAAAGAGAACCUUCAAUCGUACCCCGACCCUGAGGCGUUCACGAAGGCUCAGACAUUGGCGGAGUGUGCAAGGACUGACCUGGAAAACACGAUUAGGAGAUACAUACAGUCUAGCAACAAAAAUGACAUUAACACGGCCUGUCGGAAAUGGCAAUCCCUGAUUUACGGACUAAGGGGAUCUCUGAUUAAUCGAUUGGAGAAACUCAUCAACUGCGCGGAGGGCGAGUCUGCAGCCUCUUUAGGCCUAAACGACCCGGAAAAGCUCAAAGAAUGGAACGGUUUCCUGAGAGCAAACCGGAACUUCAGGGAGGUGUUACACGACCCUGAGAAGCUAACCGUGCUUCAUUGCUGCGACCCGGACGUCCUAUCUCAAGACAUGCCAGUCCCCAAAUCACUAGCGAUCUACAACUAUGUGAAACUGGCUGGAAUGGAGAUGAACAUCGACUGCACAAAGACGUGUGCCAACAUCGUCAUGAGCCAGCUGGUCGCGCUUGGACUAAUCGUCACUAGCAGAAGAACUCACGCUGCAGUAUACAAUCCGGGCGAGCUGCCGGGACAACAUCUUCUUAAAUCGAAGCCCAUCUUUGUUAGAGUAAUUAAGGUAGGCCCAGAUUUUACACACAAAAGGUGGUUAAUGGCCAAAGAGUUUGUAAGGACAGUUGCAAUUAAGGAGUACAAGCAAGAACUUGACUUCACUAUAGACGACGUCCCCGACCUAGCCAUGAAUGAGCCACUUUUUCAGCUGUUUAUAAAUGAAUUCUGGAGGAAGGUGGUGGCUAACAACCUCACGCUGGGGUUUAGAAUCUGGAUGAGGAAGCAUGACUAUCUAACAUCAUGCUCUUUUAGGGGUCUCACUAACGAAGAUGACUCAAACUGUACAGACGGACUACCAGACCUCCCCCAUCCCCCACUCACCAUCACCUUCAAACAAUUCAAGAACCUGUGCGAGAUACAAAGAAUGAAGAACAAAACACACAAGGUAAAUGAUAUCAUUAGAAGUGGAGAGGUACCCAAAAUGCCAAUUAGUCAUGAUAUUCCAUCCCCCCAUGUAUUUGCCAAAGGGAGAGGCCUAGAAGGAGUAUUACCUGCGGCUGAGAAUCUCCCCAAACUUAAACGAUCGAGUAAAAACAUCAUCCCAACUGAAGGGGAUCUAGAGAAAGCCGUGACAGAACAUAAUGAAAAGGUUGUCUCUGCUGCAGACAACCUAACAGUUGUAUGCGCCAAUCUUGGAAAGUGCUCCACGCUGGACAAGAUUAAAAAACUGGUCAGAAGGCACCGAGGAGCCCACAUCUUCACGGUGGCAGAGUUGUUUAUCGAAAGAGAUAUGGCGUUAGACAGAGAUAAUUGGCCCGACGGAUAUCGUAUACUGGCAGGCCAAGGGUCGACUGAUGGGAAAAACCAAUGCUUUUCCUUGAUAGUAAUUAGGUCUAACAUAAAGGUUCUAAGGACAAUCAACUGUCUACAUCAAAACGCUGGGGCGCUAUUGGACGUCAACGGCAUCGAGAUCUACAUAUUCUCAGUAUACAACUUCUGCAACUCAGCCUUCGAUGGGUACAAGAACAAGUUCGGCGUCAGCAGAGAUGUCCUAUACGAAGACCUCAACAAAAUGAGGAUGAUGAGCACCGACCAUCCUGCUAUAAUCGCAGGUGACUUUAAUGUACAAGUCAAUAAUCCUAGGUGUCAUGAGAGGAGUCAAGCGGACAAGAUCCAGGCAGCAAUGGACGGGUUCGAAAGGCUCACUAACUUCGUUACAUUCAGGAGAGACUGUAAGAAUGGGCGCACGAUGGAGAGCUGUAUCGAUCAUAUCUACUUCUCACCCGGGAAAAUCGACACCAACGAGAUCUCCUGCAAGCCUGCCGAUCACAGGACAUCACUCGGGUCAGACGGUCACUGCGGAGUCAUCUGCGAAAUCCCAAUCAGAGCUCCCGAAGGCAAAAUAUGGAAACUCUGGAAGGUACCGGACCAGAAGGAGAAAGAUGAAUGUUAUAAAAUAGGUAUGAAAAUGAUGCUAAAUAAUAUCGAAAAACUAGAUAGGAUGAAAGGCGACAUGGAUGAGGUCCAGCUAAGGCAUGAAAUUUUGGUGCAAUAUGCUCAGAAAACUCGGCCACUAGUCGACAAAAUUAAGGUAACAGAUCCUUAUAAAAUUGUGCAAUCAAAAGCUACCAAAGAAUGGCUGCAAGCUGGCUUCUACAUCGAAAACCUCAUAAAACAGAGCAAGAUCGACGAAGUGCCACGAAGAUGGUGGAUCAGCAUCGUCGACCUGUGGAAUGAAAUAAAGAAGAUGAUUGUGAAACUGAAGUGCGCGGACCGUAGAUACCAUCUUGCAAGAAAGUGUGACCCCGAGGAGCUAUCUCUAACCGACUCUUGGGGCCUCUUUGGGCGCGAAAUCAAGACAGCGAAUGCACUCAGCAUAGACGGCACGCCAAACCAGAUUGCCGAAGAAUUCGUACAAUUACAGAGAAACACGAGUCCGGAGCUAGAAGGUUGUGUCGGAGACAAAGACGACCGCCUAACCACGUUACCAAAAGUAUGUAUAGAAAGAUUCCGCGUGCACCCAUGCGGAAAACUGCCAGCACUGGUAACAGUGUAUAAAAAGUCCAAAAAAGCGACAUGUGAUGUCUUUAAUAUUAAUAAGACUUGUCUAGAAACGCUGCCGCUCAUAGGAGUACUGACGCUGGUCAUCAUGCCUGUAAUGCUUGCUCUUCGAAACGAUCCCGCUGAAGAUAACUCUACCUGCGCCGAUGGGGCACAAACGAUGUGCAACUGCGAUCAUCAUCCGGGUGGACGAACGAGCUGCCUCGAAAACGGUUUGAUCCUUGGCGAAAGAAAGGACGACAAUGACAUUAGCGUUAUAGCCGGACAGAAAGCCGCCUUCGCGGACGAUCUGGCUGCAUUGAUCAUCGCGCCAAACUCAACGGAAGCCGCCGUAUCCCUGACAUCCACGAUCAGCCGAGCUACUAAGGAGAUCAAUGAAAAAGGGCUCAAGGUCGCUGAAACGAAGACAGAAUGCUUCUUUGUCAAAAUAAUCAAGCUGGACCAGCGAUUGGAAAUGGUGAAGGCCAUGACGAAACCGGACUAUGCCCAUGACUAUGCAGUAUUCUACCCCAGCUCCGGCAAAGUGAAAACGAUCUCUCAGGCCAUGAUUAGGUCAGAAGGGUUAAUCGAGAGGAUGAACAUCAAGCAUGCUCUUCCUACCUUUUGGGGCGACGAUGCUGAGCGAAGAAACCGCGUUAUUAAUGACUAUAAGAUGCCUGGCCACCUGAUGGGACUAUGCAACAAGUACUUCGCGGCAUACGCGUCUCACUUCGGCAACUCCAAAGCCCAAUUCAGGGCGUGGAUGGGAUUGAGUGCGCCGGUGCUUGGAGAAGAUGCCCGUAGAAAGCGAAUUGCGGUUCAAACUGCCUGGGAAAGAAUCGCGAGUAAAGACAAAUCCUCGUGGGGUCUAACAUCCAUCAACCUAAUGGAGACCAGUGAUCUACUCCGAAGCGACGAAGAUAGGAUGGCGAGACGAUUGUUUGGCUCCUACUCGCUCGGCGGUGCAAACAGCCAAGAAACGAGCGCUGGCUUGGACCGCAAGCUGGAAUCGGUUGCUGCUAGAGCGAUUUUCUUUGAAUAUUUCCUACUACCGGGAUGUGCCAGCAUCAUCCUCAACGAUGUCAACGGACAAGCUGGCGCAUGGACUGCAGCCAGAAUGUCUGAAUUAGCCCUGAGAAACAGGGACAGUAUCCUCACCAACCCGGCAACUGUGGAGAAGCUCAAUAAAGUCCUGGAAGUAGCCAAUGUCCUCAAUGAAGCGGACAUACGAACGACGAUCGGGGAAAGGCACCACCUCGCGGGUAUCGCCGUGAGUCUAGUCAACCACCCGAGCAAAUUUGAAAUUGAAGCGCUGAAGUCCGAAAUUCCCAGAAUCAUUGCGAAGUUCAGCCAAGGUGAUGAUCAUGAAGCCCUGCUCAACUUCGCGAAUAACAGUGACGUCGGCGGAGCGAUCAUCGAACUCAACGGCAAUCUGGAGAAAGUUUGCUUUGGUCUUGGAACGGAAACGAUGAAUGAAGCACGCAAGGUAGUGAGGUCCUCUUUUGGGGCUACGAUGACGAUGAUGCUGAAUGACCUUGCUCUACACGCCAUCAGCUCAUUCUGCGAAUUCUGCUCGUGCAAGAAAGACCAGAGUACGACAGCGAAGGCGAAGCUACAGGAUAGAGUCGAAAACUGCUCGGAUCUACUCAGACGGUUCGUCACAAUCGCGACUGAAGUUGGAAACAAACGUAAGUCAGGCCAUAGCAGGAUGGACACCAGAGCAUUCAUGGAAGGACUGAUGCGAUUAGAUCCAAUCACCAUCAGGCAACGCAGCGUAUACGAUCAUUUCCAAUGCAUCAUCAAGAGCAGAGGCUUCCAUAGACUUAGACCCAGAUGCCCGGCACCGCAUAUCAUGUGGAGAAACAGGGCCUUUGGCAGCCUGAUCCAUCUAGAAUUUUGCGAAGCCCUGCUGGUGCUUACGCAGCUUCUCUGCAAAAGCACUGGUCCGGGCUCUCUUUCCAUUGUGGACCGGACGCAGAGAACAAGCUGCCUGCUAUUUGCUGCAAUAAUAGGACAGAUAAACGACAUCAUCUGCAGCAUGACAACCGCGCUCGGGACGCAGAAUCUAACAGUGGACUUCUACGAAAUGUCCAUGACUGCCGGAAAAAUGGCAGAAAUUACGAAUCUUAAAGCCAGAGACGAAAUUGUACUUGCAGGGAGCAGAACAACGCUCAUGCACAGUGGUUUCUUCACUUGCGAGAUCAGAAAUAUGGAAGAAAGGGAAAAACGGGAGAUCUCCUCGCUCAUGGCAAGGCAGGAACGAGCACUCUCAGCGUUGAGGGCAAAUGCGGUGGCGCAAGCUGAAUUUGUUAACACUAAUUUUGAAGGACACACACCGCAGCUCAUCUCCAACUUUGACUCCGAUCACAAGCAAUGUCCGAUGAUCUCCAUGGUUCGCAUAAACGAAACAAACCCAGGAGAGGGCAUCGAAUACACACUGCGCGAAUCAAUCCACGCUGCCAGGAUCCGAGCAAUAAUCAACUGUCGCAAGCGAAGGGGCGAACAUAUCCCACUCCCAGUAAGAGUCUGGGCUCACGAAAACGAAACCACUGAAGAAGAAGAGGUGGAAAUGCCUCAAUUGUCAUUAAUCGACGACGAGGAUGUGACUCGAUCAUCGUCAAUGCUAAAAGGUCCGAUUUGCCGACGUGACAGCAAAGCCGGACGAGGAUAA
This is a messenger RNA of Oikopleura dioica, 7845 nucleotides long. The record is from the annotation of a GenBank genome assembly. NCBI's taxonomy places the organism in Eukaryota, Metazoa, Chordata, Appendicularia, Copelata, Oikopleuridae.